This is a messenger RNA of Sciurus carolinensis (gray squirrel), 7534 nucleotides long. It is a transcript of the gene Mre11, whose product is annotated as MRE11 homolog, double strand break repair nuclease. Lineage: Eukaryota; Metazoa; Chordata; Mammalia; Rodentia; Sciuridae. Gene Ontology annotation, biological process: double-strand break repair via homologous recombination; double-strand break repair via nonhomologous end joining; mitotic intra-S DNA damage checkpoint signaling. Gene Ontology annotation, molecular function: manganese ion binding; 3'-5'-DNA exonuclease activity; DNA endonuclease activity. The record is from RefSeq and is a predicted model, not a curated record. The transcript is spliced from 20 exons. The coding region runs from base 216 to 2336 and encodes 706 amino acids. Gene Ontology annotation, cellular component: Mre11 complex; nucleus.
GGUUUAUGACCCUUCAAGCUCCCGGUGCAGAGUGCUUGCUUUUCUAUUCACGAAUCCCGCCCCUUCUUCCCGGAAAGAAGACAGGCUCGGUCCCGAAGGUGGGACUUUGAAGAGUCCAGAUGUGGGAAUUUGGAAACGAUUGGCACAUUUGAACACAGGACCUAAGGGUACUUGGAGAGGAACCUCAUCCUUGCAGAGCCCUACUGACCAUAAAAAUGAGUUCUGCAGAUGCACUUGAUGAUGAAAAUACAUUUAAAAUCUUAGUUGCAACCGAUAUUCACCUUGGAUUUAUGGAGAAAGAUGCAGUCAGAGGAAAUGAUACAUUUGUCACACUUGAUGAAAUUUUAAGACUUGCCCAGGAAAAUGAAGUGGAUUUUAUUUUGUUAGGUGGUGAUCUUUUCCAUGAAAAUAAGCCCUCAAGAAAAACAUUACAUACGUGCCUUGAAUUAUUAAGAAAAUAUUGUAUGGGUGAUCGUCCUGUACAGUUUGAAAUCAUCAGUGAUCAGUCAGUCAACUUUGGUUUUAGUAAAUUUCCAUGGGUGAAUUAUCAAGAUGGCAAUCUCAACAUCUCAAUUCCAGUGUUUAGUAUUCAUGGCAAUCAUGAUGAUCCCACAGGGGCAGAUGCGCUCUGUGCCCUGGAUAUUUUAAGUUGUGCUGGAUUUAUAAAUCACUUUGGACGUUCAAUGUCUGUGGAGAAGAUAGAUAUUAGUCCAGUUUUGCUUCAAAAAGGAACCACAAAAAUUGCUUUAUAUGGUUUAGGGUCCAUUCCUGAUGAAAGGCUCUACCGAAUGUUUGUCAAUAAAAAAGUAACAAUGUUGAGACCAAAAGAAGAUGAGAACUCUUGGUUUAACUUAUUUGUGAUUCAUCAAAACAGGAGUAAACAUGGAAGUACGAACUUCAUUCCAGAACAGUUUUUGGAUGACUUCAUUGAUCUUGUUAUUUGGGGCCAUGAACACGAGUGUAAAAUAGCUCCAACCAAAAAUGAGCAGCAGCUCUUUUAUGUAUCACAGCCUGGAAGCUCAGUGGUUACUUCUCUUUCCCCAGGAGAAGCUGUGAAGAAACAUGUUGGUUUGCUCCGUGUUAAAGGGAGGAAAAUGAAUAUGCAGAAAAUCCCUCUUCACACAGUUCGGCAGUUUUUUAUGGAGGAUAUUGUUCUGGCUAAUCAUCCAGAUAUUUUUAACCCAGAUAAUCCUAAAGUAACCCAAGCCAUUCAAAGCUUCUGUUUGGAGAAGAUUGAAGAAAUGCUUGAAAAUGCUGAACGGGAACGUCUGGGAAAUUCUCGACAACCAGAGAAGCCUCUUAUACGACUGCGGGUGGACUAUAGUGGAGGUUUUGAACCUUUCAGUGUUCUUCGCUUUAGUCAGAAAUUUGUAGAUCGAGUAGCUAAUCCAAAAGAUGUUAUCCAUUUUUUCAGGCAUAGAGAACAAAAAGAAAAAACAGGAGAAGAGAUCAACUUUGGAAAGCUUAUCACAAAACCUUCAGAAGGAACAACUCUCAGGGUGGAAGACCUCGUCAAACAGUAUUUUCAGACUGCAGAGAAGAAUGUCCAACUCUCACUGCUAACAGAAAGAGGGAUGGGUGAGGCAGUACAAGAAUUUGUCGACAAGGAAGAGAAAGACGCCAUUGAGGAAUUAGUGAAAUACCAGUUGGAAAAAACACAGCGAUUUCUUAAAGAACGUCAUAUUGAUGCCCUAGAAGAUAAAAUUGAUGAAGAGGUACGUCGUUUCAGAGAAAGCAGACAAAAAAAUACUAAUGAAGAAGAUGAUGAAGUUCGAGAGGCCAUGAAUAGGGCCCGAGCUCUCAGGUGCCAAUCGGAAGACUCUGCAUCUGCCUUUAGUACUGAUGAUCUCAUGAGUAUGGAUCUAGCAGAGCAGAUGGCAAAUGACUCUGAUGACAGCAUCUCAGCAGGACCCAACAAAGGAAGAGGCCGAGGCAGAGGUCGAAGAGGAGGCAGAGGGCAGAAUUCCGCAUCGAGAGGAGGGUCUCAAAGAGGCAGAGGUACUGGUCUGGAGACUUCUACUCGAAGCAGGAGCUCAAAGACCACUGUAUCAACAUCCAGAAAUAUGUCUAUUAUAGAUGCUUUUAAAUCUGUGAGACAGCAGCCCUCCCGAAAUGUUGCUACUAAGAAUUACUCAGAGGAGAUCGAGGUGGAUGAAUCAGAUGAAGAUGACAUUUUUCCUACUACUUCAAAGACAGAUCAAAGGUGGUCAAGCACAUCAGCAAGCAAGCAAAUGUCCCAGAGCCAAAUAGCUAAAGGGGUCGAUUUUGAGUCAGAUGAGGAUGAAGAUGAUGAUCCUUUCAUGAGCAUUGCUUCUUUAAGAAGAAACAGAAGAUAAUAUAUUUAAUGGAACUUAGAAAUUUUCAAGUUAUAGAAAAAAUCAAAACAUUGCAAGCUAAGACCUCACAGUUAAAGAUUUUUAAACUGUUUCUGUGAACUGAGGAAUUUGAAAAAGACUUACUUAACAAAGAAACUAAUGUGUAAAAAUUUGUAUUUUUAAGCAUCAUUUCCUGAACAUGACUCCAUUACUGAAGACAUUUCUCUGCUGACGGCUUUAAAAGUAACAUUGGUUCUCCUUAUUUUUCAGUCUGGUUGUUAAAUUAUUUAGGGAUGCUUUAUAAAAUUUAAAAUGUUAUUUUACUGACAUGUAAGUGUAUAUCUUACUGAAUAAGAGCUUUGCUUUAGAAUUGUUUUUGAAUAAGUAGUGAAAUAAAUCCACCAUUAUAUAUUUCUGCUUCAUGAUCAAAGACAAUAUCAAUAUCUUAAUAUUAAAUUUAGCCAAAGUUGAAGGAAAGAGCUUAUAAAAUUUAGCCUCAUCAUUUUUUAUAAUUUUCUAGAGGUUUUAUAUUUCCCAGAAGUGAACAUUCUGUGUGAAACUAUUUGUCAUUUAAGGGUGGGUUUUCUUUUUUUCUUUCCCGCCCCCCACUGCUUAAUGUAGUAUCAGCCCCAAAGACUUGGAAUGAUUAAAAGUACUGAAUAGUUUGAAUGAUUAGAUACGGAUUUUAAAAAAUUUUUUUAAAAGAACAGUAUGUUAGAAUUACCAAGGUUUUUGUUUUUUUUCCAGUUGUAGCAAAAAUUCAAAAAAUUAUGUUCCCAUUGAGUGGUAGCAAUUGUCUCUAUUAUUCUCUAUUAUUAAGGCUGUUCUCUCUCAUCUGUUUGUAGGAAGAAAAAUGUUAAAUAAAUUUUAUAUAUUACAAAUGUUAAAGAACUUUUUUAGAUAGAGUGAUGCUUAUAGUGGGGAGACUGAGGUAGGAGGAGAGUGAGUUUAAGGUCAGCCUGGACAAUGUAGUAACCAUCUCAAAAAAAUUUUUUUUCUUUAAUCCUAACUUUGAUUCCCAUAAAAUAUUUCAGAAUGGGAAAUUCCAGAAAUCUUAAAGAAGGUUUUUAUUGGAAUAAUCCCAUUCUCUUAACACUCUACAAAAAAUAGAUACCUGAGGAUACCCCCCCCCACCCCCCCUCCAGUACUGGGAAUUGAACCCAGGGACCUUUUACUACUGAACUACACUCCUAACUUUUAGGAGUGUAGUUUAAAAAGGGCCUCACCAAGUGACCCAGGCUGGCCUUAAACUUUCAAUCCUCCUGCCUCAGUGUCCUCUGAAUUGCUGGGAUUAUGGGCAGGCACCACCAUGCCUGGCUGAGAGUGUUCAUUCUUUGAGGCAGCUCUGUUUAAAGACUCCUUAAAGAAAUGGUGGAUCUUUGUGGUACCACAACCUGAUAUUUCUUUAUAGAUAGAAACAAAUAGUUGAUUUGAACAACAUUCAUUACCAUCAGAAUAAUCAUACCUGGAACUUGUCAAAUUAUAAGGAGCAUUUGGAUAAUGGAUGUCUCUAUAUUAUAGCAUCUUAGAAAUGGCCUAAGUCAAAAAUUACGGUAUAACAUUCUAAUUCUUUAUAAAGUAAAUUUUGUGCCUAACUUGAGCAUAAGGGUUAUUUUAGUAAGCAGCAUUAACACAGCAGAAAGCAUUGUUCUGUGAAAUACUCUAAGGCACAUCUGCCCACAUCUUGAUUGCACUUUAAAUCCACAAUAUUUCCUGUAUUUGAAUGGAGUAGAAAGUCCAUCUGGGGUGAAAUGGUGGUGUGGAAACUGGUAGGGGAUGCAGUGCUACCCCUGCACAUGGCACACUGUUUUGGAUCAGGCAGCAUCAGCUGAUAGCUGGUGUCCUACCAGUUAAAUGUUCUUGGGUAAGGGUGAAAGUUAUGCCAUGGCCACUGAAGUAUUCUAACAGGUUCUUGGGCAAAAGGAGUCAGGCUUUCUCUCUUUAAAACACUGCUGUAGUGUUUGAAAAGAGAUACUUACUGUGAUGCAGUUAGCUGCUAAGGAAAGUGAUUCUGUGGCAGUUACAGAGAAUGAACAUCUCUUCAACUAAUUCAAGUCAUUUUGUGAAUAGUUAAUGUGCGUCAAACCCUAAAAAUAUGGUAAAUAAAAUGUGAAAGGAAAACCUGUCUUACCAAAUAUUGUUAUAUAGUUAAAUGUGCCACCUAUCCUUAAUUCUCUGUAUUGAGGCAACAAAGUCUAUUGUUGGUUUUUCUGUGGCAGUUUUCAGACCUGUUGGUGUAGGGGGUCUUUCAGAUGAUUCCAGAGCACUUGGAAUUGCUCUUGGAGGCUGUGAGAGCAAUGAUGAAAACAUUGUGAGGAAAGCAUUUGUAGGGUGUCCUUCCAUGCUUAUCUAAGAAGAAAUCGCCUGGCUUCUUGUCUCUUAUGAAAAAAUACAGCAAAGCUACAAAUGCACUGUUUUCCUAGGCAAUUCUAGGAAAUAGACCUGCUUAGGAAAUUCAGGCACCUAGGCAAGUGAUGAGGCAACCUUUAAUUCAGGUACAGAUAAAACUUUUUUUAGUAAACUUUUAAAAUUUCUAAUAACAGUUAAUACAGAAGAGUGAUACAGUUUAACAAAUAAUUAUAUAUUUAUCACUUGUGGAAUCUCCACACAGGUAACAAAAUAGAGUAUCACUAAUGCCCUGGAAAUCCACUGAAUAUUCUUUCUUCCCAGUAUACAGUCAUGACUCUAUUCCAGAGUGCUUGUUUUUGCCACUAGGUGGUGCUUCCACCAUUAGAUGCAGUCAGGAUGCUUCCUCUGCAAAGCUCAAGAAGUUGAGUUUUGCAGUAAAUUUAGAACCUAUGCAGGAAUAUUAAACCUAUGCAGCAGUAUCAUAAUUUGCCUUCUAAUCUUAAAUAUUUUACAUAUUUCAACUGGUUUGGGCUUAACCAUAAAAAUUGCCAGUUUGAUAAUUUUGCAUGUUAAGGUUCAAGAAGAGAAAAAAUGUUUUAUGUUUUCAUAAAGAGAAAAAUCUUUUAUCAAAAGGGUUGAGUAGAAAAGUCUACCAAUGUAAGGUUUUUCCUGUAGAAAUGUAUAAUAUUUAAAAGCAACUUUCCCCAAAGUGAUCUGAUAUUCUUUUUUGUAUCUUUCAAAUUAUAACUUUUAAAAACUAAUUUCCAUUAAAAUUAUUAUAUGCUUUACAUAAUAAAGAUUUGAGUUUUUUAUCCAGAAAGAUUCUGUAUUCUUGAAUGAGAAAUGUCCACAUUUCAUCAUUUGCUUAUCUUACUUCCAAGAAUUUUGAACUUAAUGUUGGUUAGGUCUGAAAAUACUAGAAUUUUAAUUUGAUCUCUGUAAAGUCAAUUCACAUAGUUUGCUAUUGCCAUGUAUAUUUGUAUGUCUUUGUUACACAUCACAAGAUCUGAUUAUAGCUAUUUUAAAGUUGUAAAAAUGGAACUGGAGUUGUGGCUAGUCGAAGAGCACUUGCGUGGCAUGCGUGAGGCCCUGGGUUUGAUACUCAUCACCACAUAUAAAUAAAUAAAAGAUCCAUUGACAACUAAAAAAAUAUUUUUAAAAAGUUGUAAAAGCAUACAUAUUCUUCAAAAUAUAGACAUUGACGUAUAUACCAAAAUGUAUAUAUUUCCCUGUAAUCCCCUUGCCAGUUAUGUUCUGUGGGCAAUUAGGUGCAUUUCUUAAAGUACUUUCGGCACUCUCUCAUCGUUGAAUUAGAACCCCAUGUUGUACAGCUAAAUAUUUUAGUGCUUCUCUCAAGGUAUAUGCUCACUUUGGUACUUAUCUUAGUUUUCUGAUUUUUUUCACAUGUGGUUUAUUAACUUUUUAGUUGAACCAUCGUUGCCUCCUUUGAGAGAUAACUAUACUACUUUCCAAUGUGUGAUUCAAUGUUAUUGUUCAGUUUGGGUCAAGUAAAAGAAAAUUACUCUGGAGAUGCUUUGACAUUAGAAGCAGUAAGUGAUUUUUAAAGGGUACUUGACUGGUGAUUGCACAUUAUAGUUGACCAGCCAAGAGAGCUGCAAUGGCUCCUAUGUUGGUUAGUCCGUGCCACAUUUUGUUCUGUCUCUCAGCUGCUAUGCAGUCCUGGUGGUUCAUGUGCUAAUGCCCAAAACUAAUACAUAAAUACCCUUGAUCACAAUGCCUAUUUAACUUCAAGAAUUUUGCAUUUGUUAUAUUUUAUUUAAAAAUCAGCAUUUUAUACACCAUAAGCUUUUGAAUUACAACUUUGUUCUACCUGUUAGUGCAUUUGAAUUGAUGAUGAGGUAUAUCUGACUUUGAGAUAAUUUUACUAGAGACAAAAAUCCAUCACUUAGUAGGAAAAGAGCAAUAACUGCAUUACUUUUGGUCCUCUGAUAGUCUGGAAAUAUGACUUGUGAAAUGAAGGUGUCUAUUUUAUCAAAAUAUUUACCAUAAACAAUGAAAUUAGUCAACCCAUUUAUGGUAGAUAUACCUGAAAGCCCUCAAUGGUUUAUCAUCCCAAUAUUGAUUUCUGAGUUUUUAAGUAGCACUUUAAGUCUAGAUCAUGUUUUUAAAACUUCUCUAAAUUUUUUUUUUUUUUUUUUGGUGCUGAGGAUCAAGGCCAAGGAUUCACACAUGAUAUGCAUGCACUCUACCACUGAACUCCGCACCUCCAGUCCCCUAAAACUUUUAAUAUUGAAGUAAUACCUGUUUUGCAGAAAAUUGGUGAAAUAAUAGAAAACUUUUUAAAUCUUCUAAAUUCACCAGUUUUUAACAUUUUGUCAUUUAAAAAAUUAUAUAUACAUAUAAUGAAUGUUACAUGUAUGCACAUUCAUAUACAAAUGUGAGCAUGUACAUAAUUUAUUUUGUCUGAACAUUAUGCCCUGGAAAUUGCUUCAUAUCUUUUUUUUUGGAUAGAUCUUCCUCACCUUUUUAUAUGUUUGAAGCAUGUGCUGCCUUUCCCUCCCUUGAGUUUAAGUACCAUAGUUUAUCCUACCUUUCUCCUAUAUUUGUGCAUGUUGUGGUUCGGAUAUUUACAAUUACAAUAAUAUAGCAAUAACUGACUUUGUAUGUGAGUAUUUUCCUAUUUUUGGAAGUAUAUUUUCAGAGAGAAUUCCUAAACUUGUAAUUGCUGAAGUAAAAGGAUAAGUGCAUAUGUAGUUGUGUUCAGCAUUGCAAAUUCCCUCUUAUAGUGGUUAUGCCACUUUGUAGUCCCACCAACAACUUGUGAGAUGGUGUGUUUCUCCACAGCCUUGCCACUAGAAAGUAUUGUCAGUCUUUGGGUUUUUUGCCAAACUGUUGGAUAAUAAAUUGUA